UGAGCUCGUCUUCGUCGCAUUUACCAUCCGUAGCGUGCACAUCCUUUCCAUCCUUGCUAUCCGCACCAUCCGCUAUCCCUGCCACAAUCGCUCGCCAAGCGGAUGAUAUCGAUGGCGACAUGCGACUUCGUGGCGUCCUCCUCGAGAAUUAGAUGGUCCGCCAUCUCGCCACCGCAACUCAUAGAAGGGAGAACGAGCUACGGCCAGGGGAAGCGGAAUCCCGACGCCAUAGGGACGCCCUCGCGCAAGAAUCGAGCGACAAUCUCCUCCGAAUUAUCGAGAUCAGGGAGUCGUACGACCAUCUCAAGUGCAUCGCCACCGCCGACAAGGUCACCCUUGCGAGUAUCAUCGGGACCGUCGCGUAUCCGCAACCCAGGACGGCGCUGGAAACUCACGAAUCCUAUCUCUGGAAGAUGACGACGAGGAGCAGACGCGCGCGCGGGGCAUGGAAAAUGAGGGGGGGAUGCGAAGAGUGGGGGAUGAGGAAAGCAGCACUAAGGGGGUGCGGGGCAAGGAGAAACGGGUCAGUUUCUCUUCAGCUACGUCAGUCGCUUUCUUUUCAGUUGGGUCGGUCAGUUUCUCUUCAGCUACGUCGGUCGCUUUCCCUUCAGCUGGGUCGGUCAAUUUCUCUUCAGCUACGUCGGCCAGUUUCUCUCCUGCUAGGUCGGCCGGCUUCUAUUCAGCUAGUCGCAGCAGGGCGUGCGCGCGUUGUUGGUCGCGCGGGGCGCGCGUUAUUGGUUGCGCCGGGCACGCGCUGUUGGUCACGCAGGGCACGCGCUGUUGGUCACGCAGGGCGCGCGUCGCUGGUCGCGGGGCUAGAAAGCCGAGGGACCGCGAGCGAAAGUGAAAGCGGAGGAAGCGAGGCAAGAGCGGGGGGAAGAGGCGAGGAGGAUGGGGAAGGGGGUGGGGAUAGGGCGAGAGAUUCAAAAUCGCGACGGGAGAGGGGGAGGAGGGCGAGAGUGGACGGAGAAGUGGUGAGAGGAGGGGGCGAGGGCAGUGUGAGGGGGAGGGCGGAGGGGGUGGCCGCAGGGGAGUUGUAGGCGGAGGGGGGGGGUUAGAUGGGCGAGGAGGGGGGCAGGUCUAAUACGUAAGGUUUCGCUCGGGAAUGUCGAGUACACCUGUGAGACAAUCUUCACUGCCUCCCCUACUGAUGCGUCUUCAGCCUCACCAGCACGCGCGCGCGUCCCUGAUCGAGCCCUCUCUGCGCGGAUCUCCCCCCCUGCGUCCUCCUCACCUCCCUCCCCGCCCGU
Molecule: messenger RNA, 1250 nt
Organism: Schizophyllum commune H4-8
Lineage: Eukaryota; Fungi; Basidiomycota; Agaricomycetes; Agaricales; Schizophyllaceae
Exons: 2
Coding region: 153-1040 (295 amino acids)
Source: RefSeq, a predicted model, not a curated record